Brassica napus (rape) is the source of this 1004-nucleotide messenger RNA. RefSeq names its product ATP-dependent Clp protease proteolytic subunit 6, chloroplastic-like. Lineage: Eukaryota; Viridiplantae; Streptophyta; Magnoliopsida; Brassicales; Brassicaceae. Gene Ontology annotation, cellular component: endopeptidase Clp complex. The transcript is spliced from 7 exons. Gene Ontology annotation, molecular function: serine-type endopeptidase activity; ATPase binding; ATP-dependent peptidase activity. The record is from RefSeq and is a predicted model, not a curated record. Gene Ontology annotation, biological process: protein quality control for misfolded or incompletely synthesized proteins. The coding region runs from base 402 to 734 and encodes 110 amino acids.
UGGGUUCAGUUUCGGUUCGUGUCCAAACAAUAACCUGUCAAGUCAAGUCUCUUUUGCCCUCCUCUGUCUAUCUAUCCACCGACGCCCGAACUCGAAAAAAAACUCCACAAAAGCUUCCGAGCUCUAGUGCCAAUGGCGGGUUUGACAAUUUCACCUCCUCUCAGUCUUUACUUCUCUUCUCGAACUAGAAACUCUAAACCCACUUCAUAUGAUCUAUCUCACAAUCAAAGAAAUCUAACAAAACGUAUAGUUUCUGCGCUUCCGAGUCCGUAUGUCGAUUCAUUGAAAGCUGGACUUUCGAGUAAUGUCUCUACAAAGAUUGGCAACAAGGAUCAUCAUAGCAUUGAUCCAAGGUCACUCUCACUGUUUAUGUAUCUAACUGUCUUUGUUUCUUUGACUGUAUGUCUUGGAUAAAGCCUAAAGUUGGAACAGUAGCGUUUGGAGUAGCAGCGAGUCAAGGAGCACUUCUUCUAGCUGGAGGUGAGAAAGGGAUGCGCUAUGCAAUGCCUAACACUCGUGUCAUGAUCCGUCAACCUCAAACUGGAUGUGGAGACGUGAGGAGACAGGUGAAUGAAGCCAUUGAAGCCAGACAAAAAAUUGACAGGAUGUAUGCAGCCUUCACUGGACAACCUCUUGAGACAGUGCAGCAGUACACUGAAAGAGAUCGUUUCUUAUCCGCUUCUGAGGCGCUUGAGUUUGGGCUGAUCGAUGGUCUACUGGAAAUAGAAUACUGAAACAUCAUACAAGACAAUGCACAUUAGACGGUUCAUUGCAUGUUCAAAGCUUCCUAGUUUCAUUUGAAUAUGAACAGUUGUAACUGACUUUGUGCAUAAACCAGCUUGGUUUUAGUGUCUACUAAACAGACUAAAACCAAGCUGUCCCAUUUUUCUAUUUGCGCUGAACCAAUAUGAAAACUUGUGUUCUAUUUACGUUAGGUUCAGCUUGUUACUAUUCAGUUAGGUAAUUAAAAUCAUAUACAAUGCCAAUGCAUUUGUAUCGCUGAA